Molecule: messenger RNA, 1340 nt
Organism: Erythranthe guttata (spotted monkey flower)
Lineage: Eukaryota; Viridiplantae; Streptophyta; Magnoliopsida; Lamiales; Phrymaceae
Product: Phosphoribosyltransferase family protein
Biological process (GO): purine nucleotide biosynthetic process; 5-phosphoribose 1-diphosphate biosynthetic process
Cellular component (GO): ribose phosphate diphosphokinase complex; cytoplasm
Molecular function (GO): magnesium ion binding
Source: RefSeq, a predicted model, not a curated record
AGUUACUACCGGCUUGACUCUAACCCGACCAAAGUCCCAAACACAGGAGAGAGAGAGAGAGAGUGAUAAACCAAACCCCAAAAAUACUCGCAGUAUCGCAGUCCUCGCAAUUUCUUCUGCCUUCACUCUCUUCAUUUUCUUCUUGGCGGCAAAAGUCCCAAACACAGGAGAGAGAGAGACAGAGAAGGAGAGAGAGAUGGAGAGACCCAAAAAGAAGCAAAUAUUGCUUUUCUACUGUGUGGAGGCGGAAGAUUUGGCACGAAAGGUUGCUGCUCAGUCGGACUUCAUUCAGCUUCAAUCCAUUAAUUGGAGGAGUUUUGAUGACGGAUUUCCAAAUCUAUUCAUAAAAAAUGCACAUGAUAUCCGAGGCCAGCACGUCGCCUUUUUGGCAUCUUUCAGCUCAACCGACGUUAUCUUUGAACAGCUUUCGGUCAUUUACGCACUUCCAAUGCUGUUUGUUGCUUCAUUUACUGUUGUUUUGCCUUUCUUUCCAACUGGUUCUUUUGAAAGAAUCGAAGAGGAAGGUGACGUGGCUACUGCUUUUACCCUCGCUAGGAUGUUAUCUAACACUCCUAUUUCGAGGGGCGGUCCCACCAGUUUGGUUAUCUAUGACAUACAUGCUCUCCAGGAAAGAUUUUACUUCAGCGACACUGUUUUGCCUGUGUUUGAGAGUGGGAUCCCACUUUUGAAGCAGCGCCUUCAGCAACUUCCACAAUCGGAUAAGAUAGUUGUGGCAUUUCCAGAUGAUGGAGCUUGGAAAAGAUUCCACAAGCUGCUAGAUCAUUUUCCCAUGGUGAUAUGCAACAAGGUACGUGAAGGAGACAAAAGAAUAGUUAGGAUAAAAGAGGGGAACCCUGAAGGUUGCCAUGUUGUCAUUGUCGAUGACUUGGUCCAGUCUGGUGGCACUUUAAUUGAAUGCCAGAAAGUAUUGGCAGCUCAUGGUGCAGCGAAGGUUAGUGCUUAUGUCACACAUGGUGUGUUCCCAAAGAAGUCAUGGGAGCGGUUUGUGCACAAGAGCAACGAAGAGUCGGAGAAGGCGUUCACACACUUUUGGAUAAGCGAUUCAUGCCCCGUUACUGUGGAAGCUAUCUCCGGCAAAGCUCCUUUUGAAAUUCUGAGUCUCGCUGGAUCUAUCGCCGAUGCUCUUCAAAUCUGAACACUGCUUCGGCAAUUUAGCUAAUUAAUAAAAGACUCUUCUGUUUUUACAUUCAAGAAUUCAUUUCGGGAUUUUCAAUUGCCAUCUAAAUUUGACCAAAUACACUCUUCAACUUGAACGAAUCAAACACGAGAUGCUAUUUUGAUGAGGUUUUUAUGUUCGAGGAUUAGCCUUUUUUUUUCUU